Molecule: messenger RNA, 4151 nt
Organism: Cyprinus carpio (common carp)
Lineage: Eukaryota; Metazoa; Chordata; Actinopteri; Cypriniformes; Cyprinidae
Product: NTPase, KAP family P-loop domain containing 1
Source: RefSeq, a predicted model, not a curated record
UGUGGCAGAGGAACAAAAGCUAUACAUACUGAAUGGAUUAUAGCCUAGAAAGCUGACAACGCUCCUUAAAAAGCUGUCACUCUUUGUUCAUCGCGAUUUCACAAAAUGAAUCUCUCUACAUUGCCCGAUCAAUCUAUUAUUUAGCUUACAUCUUGUAUACACUCCAUAUGUUAUAAUGAGAGGUUUCAAUUGUAUAACUCAGCACGGAACGAAAAAGUGUGCGUUGCAGCCUUUGGGUAUGAGAAAAAAACAGCAUGUACUGUCAGGAGGAUGAUGAAAAUGGAGAGCCUUUAAGUCCGUGAAAGUUAAAUGCACACGGGCAUUUACAAGCUACAAAAACGAAGGAAAGCUAAGGAAAGAUGGGAAAACACCAACGAACCCCGCCCCUUGGUAAUACCGGUAUUACCGGUGUUGUCACACGUCGAUUAACCUGUGGGAAGAUUUCUUUACCGUCACAACCCUGAUAUUCAAAGUGCAAUUUUUCUUUUUGGAAUUUUCAGUGUGAAUAAACUAUUUGCACUAGUUAUAAUACAAAACGUCACAGAACAGCGCAUAAGUACGUGAUUUGGGACGCACCUAGGGAAACAGGAACUGAACAAUGACAGAUAUCCCUUCUGAUAAUGUGUAUGCUUAUGCAUUAUCAAAAACCCUCACAAAAGUCUCUUCUCCUUUGACGGUGGGUUUGUAUUCAGAAUGUCACAACAGGAUCAACAUGGUCCUCAAGAAUAUUGAGGUUUAUAUGAAUCAUGAGGCCAAAAUAAGAGAAGAGAAGUAUACUAAGGAACCAAAGCCUCGCUCAAUUACACCCUCUAUUUCUGACAUGCUCUCUCUGAUCUUGCGGCUCCUCUUCUAUCGGCCUGUUUGGACGGAGCAGAACCAGAAAAUGAAGAACAUUCGUUAUAUGUUUGUGAGGUUCAGUGCAUGGCAUUUUGCAGGCAGUGACCUUCUCUGGGCGGGUCUGGUAAUGCAGUUGUCCAAGGCUCUUCAGAACAGCUUUGGUAAACUCCAGCUAGGCCUCUUCCGGAUCGCCCAGCAUGAUGCAGAGAAAGAUGCAGGGAAAAAGAAGAUUGAGGAUAUUCCAAAGAACUGGAGGUCCAAAAAGUUGGGCUACAUUCCCAUUUGGGCACUAAUACUUACAGGAUUCAUCGGUUCACUUGUUAUUCUGGUUUCUAUAAUCAUGUUUGGAUUUCCUGAUUUGAAGGAACACCUAGAAGGAGAAAAGGUUGAGGAGUCAAGUGGGUAUGGUGCACUGGAAGGUUUCGCCAUCGCUGUACUUGGUGUUCCUGCAGUCGGAGCUCUAAGAUUUAUAUUAUUGUUGUUAAAGAACCUCAUCUUCAACCAGGACCUCAAAAUUAGACAAGGGCUGGACAACAAGAAGGUAAGUCAGCAGCUGGGACUGAUGCAUGAAGUUCGGAAGGAGAUGAGACUGCUCUGCUGCUUCAUUUACUUCAUGGAGAUCUUUGAAAGGAGGAGAAUCAAGGUGGUGUUGGAGAUCACAAACUUGGACCGCUGCACACCAAAGAAAAUUGUAGGCGUUUUGGAUGCCAUCAAUAUUCUCCUAUCUGAUGAAGAGAGUCCCUUCAUUUCUGUGCUUGCUGUAGAUCCGGAAGUCCUGGUUAGACAGGUCCAACAGGCAAAAUACUGUCUAAGCAAAAGAAACUCUGCAUUUGAAUUUUUAGAUCGUAUAAUAACAUUGCCCUUUACUGUACCUCAACUAUCUAAUGCAUCAAAGUCCAUCAUCUUUGAAAACAUUGUGCGUGGUCAGUCUGAGAUCCCUGAAGACAUUCCUCUCCAGGAGACUGGAGUAUCUACUUUAGGAGGUCCCAGGACAUUGUUCUCGGUUGAAGAAGAGUGUUCGAUAAUAUACAGUGAGACUGAAGAAGAGCAAGCCAUUCCUUUGAUAGCAAAAAAAGGAAACUUUGCAGAACUUAAUCUAGAAGAAGUGGAUAAGUUAACCGAGUCUGCAUUUUCCUGCAUCACCUCAAGAGAUAAAAACAAACUUCAAACUUACAUAUCUGGAGACACAAUGUCCAUGAGACGAGUGAUUAACUCCAUUCGGGUAACUAUUCUGAUUAUGGAGACCCGAAAAUUAGAGCCUCCACCUCCAGAGAAAAUUGCUGCAUGGGUGGUUUUGGUGGACCGCUGGCCUUGCAGAUUAAGUUGGAUUCUUCAGUGUGUUGAAGAUGACCAACAGAGUGAUGAGAUAGACAGAUCAUUCUGUGCUGCUGAUAAUACCAAGACACUAUGGGAAGUGUUCAGUUACAAUAGCCUGGAGCUCUGCAUCGUUGGAUAUGCAGUGGAGAACUUUCUGGAACGAGACGGGGACCCUGAGCUGUUUGAGAUUUUCCUCAGGAAAGACUUCAAUUUCACUGUAGGGGAGUUGGAAAUGUUUAAGCUUUGCACAGUGAACUUAAACUACUCCAUCAAGAAUGAGCUGGCCAGGGUCCGUGGGAGCCGCAGACUCAAGAGAGCAGGGAGAAAUGCUUUCCUGUCCCUUUCAUCAAGAACUGUAAUGAACAUGAAAAUGGAAGAUAUUUGUCAAGAGAUGUCAAAACUGAGUUUCCCAGAGAAAUACCUCGAAAUGGUAAGGGAAAAUUUCAUAGAUGGCAGAACAAUUCUCUUCAGUGACCCAAAAGACCUCAGGCAAGUCCUGCAAAUGACUCUGGGUGAAUGGAUGACUUUUAAAAUUCAUUUCCUUGGGGUCAUACCUCCUAGUCGGCCAACUCAGGCAAAAACUCUUCCAAACGACACAAACCCUGGAGUGGUCAUAUGCCCAUCUGGCCAUCGCCAGUAAGCAGUAUAAACUGACCUUGAAGUUUGCAUCACUGCAUUUUUCCUCCUGUGCGUGCUUGCAAUGAAAUAAGAAUGUUUCAGGAAACAAUAACUAUAAAAAUAUAAUGCCCUUACGACAAAGAAAAAACAAGAUUGUAAAUGUACACGAGCGAAUCAGACUACUCAACAAAUGAUGACAUUUAAAAAUAGAGAUUUGUUAUACAGAAAACUUUCAGUCUUCAAACAGAUCAGAUUUGUAACAUGCAUUAUUUAUAAUGGGAAGAGAAGCUUUGUUUCUCUUAACUAUUAAGAAGAUUUUUCAAUGGUUCUACAUAAAACUGCAAAUGUCAUUUCUGCAAUGAAUUAAAAUAAUAAAGGAAAUAAGGUAAUACAAUAUGCAUCCAAGUUCAAAAUAACAUAAAUAUUAGCUUGCUUGAUUUUAAUGUAUUGAUUCUACCCAAUGACUGAUAUUACAAACCUUAUAAGACUGUGCAACCAUCUUUUCUAAAAACAUGAAAAACUGUUUCAGCUAGUCUGCGCUUAUUCCCUACACAUUCACACCUGAUACACAGCAGGUCCAAUGAUAACACUAUUCAUAAGGUUAAAACUGUCAGACCAUAGAUCUGAUCUAUGAAGGAAAAUUAAACAUAAUCACACAAGAUAUUGCACUUUACAAAGCCAAAUUUUGUGUCUGUAAAUUAUAAGGUUUCUCUACAAUGAAACCGGUUACAUAAACACUCUGCCCAUCUGUCAUUGGCCAAACAAACAGGCCUGCCUCAAACUCAUUGGGCCUCGUCUUUUGUCAGAAUUAAAAAUACUAAGGGCAUAUAGCCUAAAAAUAAACAUCAUGGUAUAUUUUGAAAUAUAUCUCUGAGAUCACUGUACAAGGUUUGUAUAAAAUGUUUAUUGUCACCAAAGGUUGUCUCAAGUUUAAAUAUGUUACAAGAGUGCAAUAAAGCAUUACCACAAAACAUAAAAAAAAAAAAAAUCCACAUAAACAUUGUGUAACAGUCAAACAUCCUUUUAAUCUAAUCUAUGAAAUCUCUACAGUAUGCUAUGUUACAUGUGAACAAUUAUUCAUGAAAUUCCCAUGGCAGCUCCGGAGUUUCCGGUUUCAUUAUAUCACUUUUUCUAUACAAAAACUUUGGCAGUGUUUAGAAUCUGUACUUUGACACUUUAGUUUUACUUUCUAUAAAACUUUAAUAUAGGACUGAAUGACAGCGUGCAGAUGUUUUUUUAAUCGCACUGCCUGUCACUGAGUUUUACUUUAUGCUCUGUGGAAAUGGGGCUUCUGAGAAAGCGGAGAAAAUAUAUAUCUCUCAUGCAGCUCAGCGAAGACCUCCCACAGAUCUAUGGUGGAACAUAACACUAAUGCAAAA